This is a messenger RNA of Vespula vulgaris, 15782 nucleotides long. RefSeq names its product dynein axonemal heavy chain 7-like. Gene Ontology annotation, cellular component: dynein complex. Gene Ontology annotation, molecular function: minus-end-directed microtubule motor activity; dynein intermediate chain binding; dynein light intermediate chain binding. The record is from RefSeq and is a predicted model, not a curated record. NCBI's taxonomy places the organism in Eukaryota, Metazoa, Arthropoda, Insecta, Hymenoptera, Vespidae. Gene Ontology annotation, biological process: microtubule-based movement. The transcript is spliced from 52 exons. The coding region runs from base 3596 to 15760 and encodes 4054 amino acids.
CUGGGACGUUGGAGCAAAGAAAAGAAGCUUUCAAGGAGGACGAGGAACUCAUGAGAGAAACGACGAAAUUUGUGACGGAGGUUAUCGAAACAGCGGCCAUAGAAGCUUCCAAAAGGAAGGAACAAGAGGAGGGAGGUGACUUUGGCGAAGAACUAUUCAACUGGACUCCAUACCGAUAUCGCUUCACGAGACCCUAACCGUUCACCGACGACACGAACUUCCGUUUCUUCGUCGAAUGAACGAGGGCCCGAGAAUUGUAACGAGAAAUCGACGUCGAGACGGGCCUACUUAAAUCAUUCGAUGGCAAAAUAAAUAACGUGAUGUCAAUUUUUGACGUGAUAGCCGGAGACACUGAUUGCGAAUAAACACGUCUUAUGUGGAACUCUUUCGAACGAGAAUAGAUAUUACUAUAGAUAUCGAUGUUUCUCUACAUUUGAAAAUUAUUUUCAUCGUUUUUCGAUGGGUAGGGGAUAUUCGAUAAGGGGACAAAAAAAAGAACAGAAAAGAAAAGAAAAAUGCAAUAAAAUACUCUGUCUUACGUUUUCGCCGCCUAUCGACCUUAAUCGUAAAUAUUCUAAUAUUCUUUUGAUUUAUUUUUUCGACUUUAUAAAAAAAAAAAAUACUAAAAUUAUUUUUGAUUAACGCUUUCUAUCUGUUUUUGCUUUUCUUUUCGUUUCUAUGCUUUUUCCUUCUGUCUCUUUCUUUUUUUUUUUUCUUCAUCUUUGUCGUUAGCUAUCUCGGUAAUAAAUAAACUUAUACGCUUAUCCAAACUAAUACUUGUGUGAAACGAGAUCAAUCUUUUAAGGUAAUUUUCAACGGCGUAAUUGUUAAUGUUCCAAUAAGACCGACUGCUCUGUGUAUAACUCAUGUUUAGUUUAUAGUAAAAAAGCGAGUUCUUUAAAGAAUUCCGCAACCGACGUCCACCUAAUAGGCGUAUCUAUAUAUCUUUACUCUAUGAGAACAUUUAAUGCCGCUUAAGUGUUCGUAUAACGUUCUAUGGCACGUAAAAUAGAGAAAAGAGAGAGAGAGAGAGAGAGAGAGAGAGAGAAAGGAAUGAAAGUUCAUCAAUGUCAGUGUGGUAUUAUUAUACAUACAUAUAUGCAUACAUAUAGAUAUACAGAUAUACAUACAUAUAUACAUAUAUACAUACAUACACAUACACAUACAUACAUAUAUACAUGUAUAGGCUCUUUCUCUUCCUAACGAUUCUAUUUUAUGACUCGUAGAAGAAUAUAAUGUCGUGAUGACGCGACCCGGAAGUAUAAGCGUUCCAUUAAAAUUAUAAAACAUCUUGACUGUAUUCGUUAACUUCAUUAGUUAUAAAACAAAAAAUUGAAGAAGUUAAAAAUAGAUCUCUCUUUUUUUCAUGCGACAUAAAAAUAAGGAAAGAAAAGAAGAAGUCGUUUGAAUGUACAAAAUAGAUAGAAUAGAAAAUAUAUAUAAUAUACAUAUAUUAUAUAUAUAUAUAUAUAUAUAUAUUUAAAUGAGAGAAAUUGAAUGAAAAGGAGAGAAAGUAUUUUGUGAAGUGUGCCUACUCGUGAAUGUACUUUUCAUCUAGUAAACAAAAAAGGGAAUUAAAAAAAAGACAAGAAUAAAAGAACAUUAAAAAGCAAAGAAACAAAAUAUAACACAAUAUGUACGGUAUUGUUCGUUGAAUGAAAUGAUACCUAAGAAAAUUAAUAAAUGCGAUUAGUUAACUAGCACAAAAUAAUUUUGGAGUCGAGUAAUCAUUUCGAGCAACAAGAGGGAAAAGUUCAUUAACGAGGCUAAUUAGUCGCUUAUAACGAGGUCCAAAAGGGCGUGAUAAUAACGAUUCUUAAUUUUACGUUUAAUAAACGGUAAAAGAAGCCGAGGGCCAAAUAUGAAAAGCCGUAAGCUGUAUGAAUAGUAGUCUUUCAGAUGGUGACACCGUAAAUGUCGAUGGGUAAGAAAAUCAAUAAUUUGGUAGUUCGGUCACGAAUCGCGUAGCAACACCCGCGCCGACCUUUUAAAGUUACCUAUAUAUACGUGAGUAUAUAUAUAUAUACAUACAUAUGUAUAUAUAUGUAUAUAUGUAUAUGAAGAAUAUGUAUGAAUUUUUUUGUGAACUUAAAACAAAGAUUUACGAUGAUUAUUUUUGUUUAUUUUUCAAGUGGGAUCAAUAAAUAACGCCGUGAAUAUCACUCGAGUGACAAUCAAGAGAUGUACCUAUUAUGUAUCUUAAUAAAUUUUCGUAAUUAUAUUAUAUCAAGAAGAAAAAAGACAGAAGGAAAGAACGAAGAAAAUUGAAAUCUGUAAUUAAAGCGUUGAUACGUCGUCUAUCACCUUUAAAUGAUAGAUAUGUUUUGAGCAUAUGAAUGACAUUUCUUUUUCUAAUAUUUUUUCUUAAUUAUAUUAACAUAAAUAUAUAUUUACAUAUAAGUGAUAAAAUUAAGAAAGAAAAGAGAAGUUACGUGAAAAUUUAAUUUAAAACAUUUCCAAAAAAGAUAGAAAUAUCUAAUCGUGUAGGAAGAAUGGAAUAAAAAGAAAAAGGAAAAAAAAAGAGAAGAUAAAUUUCAGUUGAUAUAGAUCAUUCGCGUAGCUUCAAUUUUUCAUGAUUGAAAGUGGAAAUAGUUUAUUAUAAAAUGCGAAAAAUCGUGUAGUUUAUAAAUCGAUGUUUCCGUCUCGCGUCUGCUGAUAUAAAAAAAAAAGUUCGAAUGUAUGUAUAAUAGUGUAAUAGACGAAUCGUGUGAGAAGAAAUGAACAUUUUUGUGCUUUGUUCGUCGAAAUAAAACAUAAAAUACGUUUAUUUUUUCUUCGAUGAAUAUCUACAUAAAUACCUGAGUAUAGUAUGUUUCUUUUUUUUUUUUAUAUACUACUCCAAGUAACAUAACUAUUCCUUCUUCCUUACAUCACAUAUAUUUAUAUGAUUUUAUAUGAUUUUAUUAUAUAAAUGUAUCUGUGUAUAUAAUGUAGUAUACGUAUAUACUACAUAUGUAUAUUAUAUAUGUAUAUAUGUGUAUAUACACAUUCUUCGCGUUGCUAACGAUUAUUAUGGAAACUAUGGAAACAUGUUUGUUCGUCAGUGUUAGUAAGAAAAUUUCUAAGAUUAGGUUCCGAUCAUUGUAUAGUUUUAUUAUGAGCGUAAUACUGUGUUCGAGAAAAUCCGAAUGCGCAAUUUUACCAAGUAGAAUCUUAGACCGAUAUAAUUUUUAAAGAUGAUCGUGCAACGUUCGAUAGUACUAUUGACAGUUCGAUCAAUCGAAUUUUCAAUUUUUCUAUUAUAAAACUCGAGGAAGCAUAAUAUGUGGAGAGAUACGAAGUAGCUAUUUAUGUCACUUUAACGCGUUUCUCUGUGACAACAACGAACCGCGACAUUGACGGUCGUUCUACUUGUAAUAAGUGGAUAAUUAUGUAGAAUAUAAAAGGGGUAGAUAUAUACAUACAUAUAUAUAUAUAUAUGUAUAUGUAUUAAAAAUUUUAAUUUCCAUAGAAUAUUUGAGUAUAUAUUUUUUGUGAAACAAACAGUAAGUAUAGUUACAAUAAAAAAAAUUUGAGCCUUUUUAUAUGUAUUAUUAAAAUUAAUUAAAUUAUUUAAAUAAUUAAUAUUUUAAAAGGAAUUUAAGAAUCAUAGAACAUGGAGUGCUCUAAUGAUGUUGAAGAAGACAAUAUUAAAAAAUGCGAUGUAAUUUGCAAAGAGAAACUUUCAAAACCAUUGGAAAGGUACACAGAAGAUUCGACGUUUAGAAGUGUUCAGACAAAACGAGCUUUUCGAAUAAAGGAAACCGAUGGUAAAAUGAUAACGAUCGCAAGGAUACCUACGUUCAAUUAUCCCCGAUCUAGCAUAGAUCCUCCCUCUGAAAAAAUAUCAAGAAUAUCACAAUGUUCGAUGAUAACAAAUAAAAAGAAGAAAGAAAAGGUCCCAUCUUCUAAAAAGAGCAAACUUUAUUUGUCUCUUCGAAAAAAAAGAGCUGCAUUUCGACAAUCAUUGAUCGAAGCUAUCGCUAUAAAGAAGGAAGAAGAAGAAGAAGAAGAAGAAGAUGUAUGUUUUGAUACCAAGAAGCUCUUGAUUACGAAGAGCGAAGAGGAUCUUUUGAGAUAUUAUUAUUACGUUCUUCAUGCUAUCGAUGACGUACACAUCAAAUCGAUAGAAACUGCAACUUUGAAGAAUAUAUUAAAUUUGGUUCCAACUAAAUGGCAAAUGAAAUUUUCAGAACUUUUGAAUAAACUCCUUCAAGAAACGAAGGAUGAUUAUAAUUUGACUAUUAAAAAAGCCGUUAUUGAUUUCGUCCUGCAGGAACCUUUGAGAGAUGAUCAUGAAUUGUUCGAAAAGUUAUCAAAAACGAAGGAGAGUGAAGAGAUCAGACGAUUUUCACUGGAACACAAAUGUCGAUAUAGAAAAAGGACAUCGAAGAUGGAAAAGAUCACUAUUCUAUACAAUAAUUAUAUGUAUAAAUCAUUGGAUUAUUGGAUCAAAGAAUUCAGUUAUAAAAGAUUGAUCAAUAUAGAAAAGUUAACGUCUUUUGGAAUGCCGUAUGACCUUGCGACUUUUGAGUACAAAAUAACAAAGAUGCUUCGAAAAAUGAAAAAAGACCUUAAGAUAAAUUGGUUGCCAAAAAUUCAAGAUGUAUUCUAUAAUGUAAGAUAUCGUUUUCCUUCUUUUCAUUUACUUUUGAUAGUAUUUAAUGAUUUUGACAAAUAUUUAUCGUUUAUUUUUAUUUAUCAUAAUUACGGUAAGUUAAGGAAGAAAGAACAUUCACAUAAAGGUGAAACUUCAAUUGAUGCAUCCAAAUUAGAAAAGACUUACAAUUGUCUCGCUAUGAUAAUGGAAACGCAAUUACGAGAACUCUGUCUUAAUUCCAUAGAGAAUUAUAUCGAUUAUCUUAUGGACGUAGGUGGUAAAAACUGUGGGUUCAAUAUAAAAGUCGUCGUAAGGAAGAAAGCAAUUUGCUUUGACCCAUCUUUCACAAUGUUCGUGGAAACUUUAACAUCACUUUUACAUGCGAUCUACGAAGCUGUGACGGUCUUUCCACGUAUCGAGAGUGAGACAAUUUUUAAGAAUGCGAAAAAUAUGUUAAAGCCACUAAUAUCAUCGGAUUUGCUGGAACAUUAUUCCAACAAGAUCGCCAAAUUGAUAGAAGUACAUAAAGUUGAGAUAGAGAAACAGUUAGAGGAUUUCGUGAUCUAUACAAAAUUGAUCGAGGAAGUGGAAGAAGAGGAUGUCGUGGAACCAUUUUUACAAGCUGAUCCACCUCGAUCUUUCGAAGAAUAUAGCGAUAUCAUUGAACAUUACUAUCGACUGGGUCAUUAUCUUCCGGUUAUAUUAGAUCGUACUUAUUUCGGAAAACUUUUCGAAGUUCGUAGGAAAGAUCUUAUAGAUCAUAUAGUCUUCGAGGCUGGCCGUUUAAAAGAACUUUUACUUUCUAAAAUGGUCGACGAUUAUCAACGAGAAAUGCGAGAAAUAGGAGACCAUUAUCAGAAUAUAGCAGACCAAGCGUUGACUGUACCACCAAAUACGUCUGAACUUGUAAAACUUAAAGAAUUCAUAGAUACAGCUGAAACUGAAACGGUUUUUAUGCUUGAAAAUCGCUUAAAGGAUUUAAAAAAAUAUAUUCUCUUUUUAACAGACUACUGGAUUUUAACACCGGUUGAACUCAAAACAAAUAAUUUUGCUUUUCAAUGGUAUCACAACAUAUCUUCUAUCUUCGAACAACAUCGAGAAAUAAUCGCAAGCAAAACUGGAGAAUAUCAAAAGAUGUUGAAAGACAAAAUCGAGAAAUUUGAAAAGGAUCUCGAACUUUACGCGAAAUAUUGCGACGAAAUACAAUAUUGGGGCAAUAUCGAAGAGAUUUAUCGUUACCAGAAGAAGGCUACCAGUUUAGAAAAUAAAAUAAUUGCUGCGAUGGAAACGAUCGAUAGAUUUAACGAGGAAGAACAAUUGUUUGGUUGGGAACUCUCGCAAUUUCCAUUAAGAAAAAAGAUUGCCGAUCAAUUAUCGCCAUACAAAAAACUGUACGACGUAGCCUGUGAAGCCUUUGCGAAUAUCAACUUAUGGAUGAAUUCGAUGAUUGGCUCGCAUGAUCCAGAAGACAUAGAAACCGAAACUGGAACGGCAUAUCGAACUGCAUAUAAAUUAGAAAAGAUUUUCCAAGAAGCAAUACCUAAAAAGUUAGCUGAGACGAUAGUUGGUAAAAUAGAUGAGUUCAAAGCGCAUAUGCCAGUGAUAAUGACGUUAGGAAAUCCAUUCAUGAAAAGUCGUCAUUGGGAACAGAUUUCAGAGAUUGUUGGAUUCCCGAUAAAGGUCGAUAAACAUAUGACAUUGGCUAAGAUUUUAGAUUACGGUCUAGCUGAUUACGUUCCGAAAUUCGAAAUAAUUUCGGAAGCUGCAAUGAAGGAAGGAAAUCUUGAGAAGACCUUGAGCAGAAUGUAUACGGAAUGGGCAGAGAUAGCGUUUACAGUGAAUCCUUAUCGAGAUACCGGUACUUACGUUAUAGCUAGUGUUGAUGAAAUUCAAUUAUUGCUGGACGAACAUUUGACCAAGGCACAGACUAUGAAAAAUUCUCUCUACAUCAAGCCUUUUGAACAAGAGACGCUCGAAUGGGAAGCAAAGUUACUUUUGUUGCAAGAUAUUAUGGAUUAUUGGUUAGCCGUUCAAGCUACUUGGAUGUAUCUCGAACCAAUUUUUUCUUCGCCUGAUAUUCAGCAACAAAUGCCAGAGGAGGGUCGACGAUUUAGUGCCGUUGAUAAGAUUUGGAGAGAAAUUAUGGCCGCAGUAGCCAGUGAUCCAAAAGUUAUGUCCGUUAUUCAAAUCGAGAAGAUGUUGGAUCGUUUCAAAAAAUGUACGAAUUUACUCGAUCUCGUUCAGAAAGGCUUGGUAGCAUAUUUGGAGAAAAAGAGACUAUACUUUGCAAGAUUUUUCUUUUUAUCCAAUGACGAGUUACUAGAGAUAUUAUCGGAAACGAAAGAUCCUACCAGAGUUCAACCACAUUUGAAGAAAUGUUUCGAGGGUAUAGCGAAACUUAAAUUCACGGAUAAGAUGGAAGCAACAAUGAUGGAGUCUUCUGAAAGAGAAGUAGUUAUCUUUGAAGACAUAAUUGACACUGCUGCUGCUCGAGGACAAGUAGAAAAGUGGCUUUUAGAAUUGGAGAUUGUUAUGAAGAAGAGCGUUAGGGCACAAGUCAUACGUGCAAAAGAUGCGUUCGUGACAAAAGUUAGAUGUCAAUGGGCUUUAGAUUGGCCUGGACAAACGAUUUUAUGUAUCAGCAAACUUUAUUGGACCGCUUACACAACAGAUUCAUUUUCUAAUGGUUCUACAGGUCUUAAGGAUUACAUUCAAAUUUGUAUAAACGAUCUUAAUGACAUUGUCAAGUUGGUACGUAGCAAGCUGUCGAAACAAAAUCGAACGACUUUAGAAGCUUUAGUAACUUUAGACGUUCAUGGAAAAGAUGUUAUAACAGAUUUAUUCGAACAAGGAGUAACUCAAUCAACCGACUUUAAAUGGCUUUCUCAGAUGAGAUAUUAUUGGACGAACGAAGACUUGUACGUGAUGAUGAUAAACUCAACUUUGAAAUACGCCUAUGAGUAUUUAGGUAAUACUUCGAGAUUAGUGAUAACACCAUUAACAGAUAGGUGUUAUAGAACGCUUUUUGGUGCAUUACAUUUGAAUCUUGGUGGUGCACCGGAAGGUCCUGCUGGUACUGGUAAAACAGAAACUACAAAGGACAUGGCAAAAGCUGUUGCUAAACAAUGCGUUGUCUUUAAUUGUUCCGAAGGUUUGGAUUAUAUCGCUUUAGGCAAAUUUAUGAAGGGUUUGGCUGCCACUGGAGCUUGGUCUUGCUUCGACGAGUUUAAUCGAAUCGAUUUGGAAGUUUUAUCCGUCGUAGCUCAACAAAUUUUAACGAUUCAACGAGCGGUCAACGCAGGCAAAGAGAUAUUGAUCUUCGAGGAUACCGAAUUGAAAUUAGAUCCAACUUGUGCUUGUUUCAUUACAAUGAAUCCAGGCUACGCCGGACGAACUGAAUUACCUGAUAAUUUGAAAGCUCUCUUUAGACCAGUUGCUAUGAUGGUACCGGAUUAUGCAUUAAUAGCAGAGAAUACACUCUACUCUUACGGUUUCUAUCAAGCUCGACCAUUAUCCGUAAAAAUUGUCGUAGCUUAUAGGCUCUGCUCCGAACAAUUAUCCAGUCAAAAUCAUUAUGAUUACGGCAUGAGAGCCGUGAAAUCUGUUCUAAUAGCUGCGGGCAAUUUAAAGCUGAAGUAUCCUGACGAAAACGAGGAUAUUUUAAUGCUGCGCAGUAUCAAAGACGUAAAUUUACCGAAAUUUCUUCAUCAAGAUAUACCAUUAUUCAACGGUAUUAUGUCAGAUCUUUUCCCAAACGUGACUCUUCCUACACCAGAUUAUACGUAUUUGAACGAAUGUACGGAAAAGGCAUGCAAAGAAUCUAAUAUUCAAUGUGUUCCUGUCUUCCUCGAGAAAAUACAACAGAUUUAUGAGAUGAUGAUCGUUAGGCAUGGUUUCAUGAUCGUGGGUUUUCCUUUUGGUGGAAAGACUACAGCGUAUAGAAUAUUAGCUGAUGCUCUUAAAAUUUGUGAAGAAAUGGAACUCCUAAACGAAAACAAAGUAGAAAUAACCGUGAUGAAUCCUAAAGCGAUAACGAUGGGCCAAUUGUAUGGAGAAUUUGAUCCUGCCUCUCACGAAUGGAAAGAUGGAAUUUUAGCGGUAAGCUAUCGUACUUUUGCCGUUUCUACUAACGAAAAUCGCAAGUGGUUGGUCUUUGAUGGACCUAUCGAUGCUAUCUGGAUCGAAAGUAUGAACACGGUUUUGGAUGAUAACAAAAAAUUAUGUCUUAUGAGCGGCGAAGUGAUACAAUUAGCACCAAAGACCAAUUUAGUUUUCGAACCGAUGGACCUUGAAGCUGCUUCACCAGCUACGGUAUCGCGUUGUGGUAUGAUUUAUAUGGAACCCUCUGCGUUAGGAUGGAAGCCAUUAUUAUUAUCAUGGAUGUCUACGAUUCCAGCAAAUAUAGAUGCUUGGUUAACAAAUUUUCUUUACGAAUCAUUGUUCUUAAGAUUUUGUACUCCACUUUUCCGUUUCUUACGUCGCGGUAGUAUCAAGGAAUUGUGUCCAAUGCCUGAUUCCAAUCACUUGCGAUCGAUAACGUAUCUGAUGGACUGUUUCAUCGAGGAAUAUCACGAUGAAAAGAUAGCGAAAAAAAUCGACGAAUAUGACCUUCGAGCACAAAUUGAGGGAUCUUUUUUCUUCUCCUGUAUCUGGGCAAUGGGUGGCACUUUGGAAGCAAGUUCCAGAGAAAAAUUCAGUAUAUUUUUCCGUGGUUUUAUGGAAAAAGAAUUUCCAUUAGCUCUGAUGGAAACAUAUCAAUUGGAUGAACCAGUACCUCAACCUGAAAAACCAUACAUCUUUGUCAUGCCUAAGCACAAUCUUGUUUUUGAUUAUAGAUUCAUUAAAGAGGGUAAAGGAAAGUGGAAGUUAUGGUCUGACGAAUUAAUCAACGGUGCCCCUAUUCCUCGAGAUAUCCCAGUUAAUCAAAUAAUCGUCCCGACCGUGGAAACAAUACGUUAUAUUGCUCUUUUUCAAUUGCUAGUUCAACAUGAGAAACCUGUGCUUUUUGUGGGACCAACAGGAACAGGCAAAUCCGUUUAUGUAACUGAUUUCUUAUUGAAAAAGAAUAACUCGGCCAUUAAUAAGCCAUUAUUCAUAAACUUCUCCGCUCAAACUACGGCCAAUCAGACUCAAGAUAUAAUAAUGAAUAAGCUUGAUAGAAGGCGCAAAGGUGUUUUCGGUCCUCCUGUUGGAAAACGGUGGAUUAUUUUUGUCGAUGACGUAUCAAUGCCAUUAAAGGAAACCUAUGGUGCACAACCACCGAUAGAAUUGCUUCGUCAAUGGCUGGAUCAUUGGCAAUGGUACGAUCUAAAAGAAAUGAUACCCAUCAAGUUGAUAGAGAUUCAAUUGAUGUGUGCUAUGGCACCGCCUAUAAAUGGUGGAAAAGACGUAACUCCACGAUUCAAAAGACACUUUUUCACUUUAACUAUAUCCGAUUUCGAGGACGACGUUAUGAUAAUGAUAUUCAGUAAAAUCAUGUUAUGGCAUCUUGAUACGAGAGGUUUCAGUAAAGAAUUUGAUCCAUGUAUCGACCAGAUCGUUUUUGCGACUUUAGAUGUCUUUAAGGAAAGUCUUAAAAAUCUUUUACCAACACCAGCGAAAUGUCAUUAUAUAUUCAAUCUACGAGACUUUUCCAGAGUGAUACAGGGGGUACUCUUGUCUGUCCCCGAAGCAAUGUCCACUUUGGUAAGCAUGAAAAGAUUAUGGGUUCAUGAGAUAUUACGUGUAUUUGGAGAUAGAUUAAUCGAUGAAAUAGAUAUGAAUUGGCUCAUCGAACAAUUGCAUUUGACUUUGAGAAAACAUAUGGAAACCUCUAUGGAAGAAUUGUUUAAAGAUUUUCUUCAAGCUAGCAAAACUAAGAAGAUUACCGAUUACGAGAUGAGAAAAUUAUUGUAUUGUGAUUUUAUUGAUACAAAAGUGGAUGUUCGUUUGUACAAGGAAGUAUUUGAUUUAGAAAAAUUACGAGAAAUUGUCGAGGCUUACUUGACGGAAUACAAUGCUAUGUCAAAAAAACCGAUGCACUUAGUCAUGUUCCGUUUCGCCAUCGAACAUUUGUCAAAAAUCUCUCGAAUCAUCAAGCAACCGAGAAGUCAUGCUCUUUUGGUCGGCGUUGGUGGUUCUGGAAGACAAUCGUUGACUAGAUUGGCAUCACAUAUUUGCGACUACGAUGUUUUUCAAGUUGAGAUCACCAGACAAUAUAGUACUAAUGAAUGGCACGAGGAUAUUAAAACGAUCAUGCGUAGGGCGACUGCCACGGAAUUGCAUUCGACGUUUCUUUUCACUGAUAUUCAAAUCAAGGAGGAGAGCUUCUUAGAAGAUAUCAGUAAUAUGCUGAAUUCUGGAGAAGUGCCUAAUAUAUUUACUAACGAAGAGAAAGUUGAAAUUUGCGAAAAAAUGCGACAAAUCGAUCGACAACGAGAACGAUCCUUGCAAACAGAUGGUAGCUUAGUUGCUCUCUUCAAUCUUUUUGUUCAAAUAGCGCGUGAUCAGCUUCACAUCGUCGUCGCUAUGUCACCAAUCGGUGAUGGUUUCAGAAAUCGCAUCAGAAAAUUUCCGGCGUUGGUUAAUUGCUGUACCAUCGAUUGGUUGCAAGCAUGGCCUGAGGAUGCACUUGUAGCUGUUGCAAGGAGAUUUUUAUCUGAAAUCGAAUUGUCAGAUCACGAGAGACAAGUAGGAAUAGACAUGUGUCGUUUCUUCCACGUGUCAACGGAAAAAUUAAGUGCAGAAUUUUUGAUACGCCUCAAUAGAUACAACUAUGUAACACCAACGUCCUACCUCGAGAUGAUCAAUACUUUCAAGGAUCUUCUAGACAAGAAAAGACGAGAAAUAUUACUAGCCAAAGCUCGAUAUCAGGGUGGUUUAGGUCGAUUAGAUAGCACACAGCAACAGGUCGCGGAUAUGCAAGAAACUUUAAGAAAAUUGCAACCACAGUUGGUUACUGCUACUCAAGAUGUUCAAAAAAUGGUGAUUAAUAUUGAAAAAGAGAAUAAAGAUGUAGCAGAAUUCGAAAAAAUAGUAAAACGCGACGAAAUUGCGGCUCAGACUGUCGCUGAUGCAGCAGCUGCAAUUAAAGCAGAAUGCGAUGCGAAUUUAGCAGAAGCUAUGCCAUUUCUGCGUAAUGCUCAAGCAGCUCUUGGUACCUUAACUACAACAGAUAUUGCAGUAGUCAAAGUUAUGAAACGGCCACCGUAUGCUGUGAAACUUAUUGUCGAAAGUGUUUGCGUUCUUAGGGAAAUAAAGCCAGAUAGAGUACAAACGAAGGAUGGUAUAGUCGAUGAUUAUUGGAAGACUUCUUUAAGAAUGCUCAGCGAUGCCAAAUUUCUAGAUUCCUUGUUGAACUUUGACAAGGAUAAUAUACCCGAAAAAGUGAUAGAAAAUAUCCGUAAGAAUUAUUUGACAAAGCCCGAUUUCGAUCCCGAAAAGAUGAAGAAAGUCUCCACUGCUUGCGAGGGACUUUGUCGAUGGGUCAUGGCGAUAUCAGAAUACGACAAAGUAGCGAAAGUGGUUGCUCCAAAAAAGAAGGCUUUGGCUGAAGCUGAAGCAACAUAUUCAGAAGCAUUGUACGAGCUGAAUGUAAAACGGAAACAAUUACAAGAAGUUCAAGACAAAUUGUUUAUUUUGGAAAAAUUGUUAAAUCAAAGAAAAGCAGACUUUCAAGCAAUGUCCGAUCAAGUCGCCGAAUGCGAAUUAAAGAUAAAACGCGCAGAAGAUCUUAUUGGUGGAUUAGGCGGAGAAUACAAUCGUUGGUUGCAAAGUGCUCAAGAACUCGGAGAUAGAUAUUACCGGUUAACUGGAGACGUGAUCAUUGCCUCUGGAGUGAUCGCUUAUCUUGGUCCAUUUACAAUGCCAUUUCGUGUACAACAAAUCGCGGAAUGGGUGGAGCUUUGCACGAAUUUAGAAGUGAUAUGCACGAAAGAUUUUCAAUUACGAGACGUACUCGGUGAUCCUGUUUUAAUAAGAGAUUGGAACAUAUUUGGAUUACCAAGUGAUCUAUUUUCUAUUGAUAAUGGUAUCAUCGUUACAAAUGCAAGAAGAUGGCCACUGAUGAUAGAUCCUCAAAAUCAAGCGAAUAAAUGGAUCAAAAAUAUGGAAAAGACUAAUAACAUGAGUAUCAUUCGACUGGCACAAUUGGACUACAUCAGAGUUUUAGAGAACGCUAUUCAGUUUGGCCAACCUGUGUUAUUAGAGAAUAUUGAAGAAGAACUGGACGCCGUUCUUGAGCCAAUCCUUUUAAAACAAACGUUCAAGCAAAGCGGUGUUUUAUGUAUUAGAUUAGGUGACACUGUAAUUGAGUAUAAUACAAAUUUUAGAUUUUAUAUAACGACCAAACUGAGAAAUCCUCAUUACUUACCAGAAAUAACUGUUAAAGUUACUUUGGUCAACUUUGUGAUUACACCGGAAGGAUUGGAUGAUCAAUUGCUCGGCAUAGUCGUUGCUAAAGAAAGGCCAGACUUGGAAUCUGAGAAAAACGCAUUGAUUUUACAGAGUGCUACAAAUAAAAGAUUGUUGAAGGAAACGGAAGAUAAGAUUUUAGAGGUAUUAUCCGUAGCCGAAGGUAAUAUUCUCGAAGAUGAAGAGGCAAUCGAUAUAUUAACGUCUUCAAAAAAUUUGAGCGACGAUAUUCAUAUAAAACAGACGGCUACUGAGAUUACAGAGAAGUCGAUCGAUGCAGCUCGACUUCAAUACACGCCAAUUGCCGUUCAUUCUACCAUAUUGUUCUUCACUAUAGCUGUACUAGCAAACAUAGACCCGAUGUAUCAAUAUUCCUUAGUAUGGUUCGUCAAUCUUUACAUUAUGGCGAUCGAAAAUACACAUCCUACGGAAGAUUUGGAUCAACGUUUGAAAGAACUCAUCGAGUACUUCACUUAUUCGCUCUUUCUCAACAUAUGUAGAUCCCUAUUCGAAAAGGAUAAACUUUUAUUUUCUUUACUUCUUGUUAUUAAUUUGUUGAAACAACAAGACAAACUUUCCAUGCCUCAGUGGAUUUUUCUCUUAACGGGUGGAGUUGGUCUUGAUAAUCCUUAUGCUAAUCCAACUACAUGGCUACCUAUUAAACAGUGGGACGAAUUAUGCAGACUCGACGAAGUCACGGGAUUUUCUGGUAUUAAAAAAAAUUUCACCACGAAAAGUGAAGAAUGGAAGACAGUGUUCGAUUCGAAAGAACCACAGAACGCGACAUUUCCAGUUCCAUACAAUCAUAUCGAUUUGUUUCAAAAGCUGCUGAUAUUGAGAUGUAUUAGACCGGAUAAAAUCGUACCAGCUGUUCAAAAUUUCGUCGAAUUUGAACUGGGUUCGCAAUUUGUGGAGGCACCGACAUUCGAUUUGGUUUCUUCAUAUGCCGAUUCUAACAAUUGCAUUCCACUGAUAUUCGUAUUAACUCCUGGAGCUGAUCCAGCUCAAAUAUUGUUAAAAUUUGCUGAUGAUCUAGGUUACGGAUCAGAUCGACUAUUUUACUUGUCCCUGGGGCAAGGUCAAGGACCAAUCGCUGAGGAACUAAUAGAAAACGGUGUAACGAAUGGUCAUUGGGUGGUUCUACAGAAUUGUCAUCUCGCAAAGAGUUGGAUGCCGACGUUGGAAAGGAUCUGUGAAGGCUUCAUACCUGAAGCAAUUCAUUCGGAUUUUCGAUUGUGGCUCACUAGCUAUCCAGCUGAACACUUUCCUAUUUCAGUUCUUCAGAAUGGCAUUAAAAUGACAAACGAGCCUCCUAAAGGCUUGAGAGCUAACAUCAUUCGAUCGUACAUGAAUGAUCCGAUUAAUGAUCCUGACUUUUUUGAGUCCUGUCAUCAGAGCGAUAUUUUUAAAAAAUUAAUUUAUUCGUUAUGCUUCUUUCAUGCUCUAGUGCAAGAAAGACGAAAUUUCGGCCCUAUUGGUUGGAAUAUACCCUAUGAAUUUAAUGAAACAGAUUUGAGGGUCAGCAUUUUACAAUUGCAUAAUUUUCUAAAUGAAUACGAGGACGUACAAUUUGAAGCACUCAAGUAUCUUACUGGGGAAUGUAAUUAUGGUGGUAGAGUUACUGACGAAUGGGAUCGUAGAACAUUGAAUACUAUUCUACAAAAAUUCUAUUGCGAGGAAGCGAUCGGAGAAAAUAUCUAUUACUUUGAUACCAGUUCAAACAUUUAUUACUGUCCUAUAGUCAGAGAAUACGAUGCUUUCGUUGAAUACACGAAACGUCUUCCAUUAAUUACCGCGCCAAGUGUUUUUGGAAUGAACGAAAAUGCGGAUAUUAUUAAGGAUCAGCAAGAAACGUCAUUGCUUUUUUCUUCUCUUUUAUUGACUCAGGAUCGUCUGGAUCUAUGGCAAAUAAGGGAGACGGUUAAAACUGGAACUGGGGCGAUGACGAGCGAUGAGAUAGUCUUCAACGUUGCUACCGAUAUUUUGAGUAGACUUCCAGCGGAUUAUGAUCUUCAAACUGCGAACGAGAAAUAUCCUACAUCUUAUAGUCAAAGCAUGAAUACCGUAUUAGUACAAGAAAUGGGUCGUUUCAAUAAAUUAUUGGAUUGUAUUCGAAAUAGCUUGAUCAAUAUCCAGAAAGCCAUAAAAGGUUUCAUCGUUAUGUCUUUCGAGCUCGAAGAUAUUUAUGGGACAAUAUUGACUGCUAAAAUACCAUCUUAUUGGAUGCAACACUCCUAUCCCUCUAUGAAGCCUCUCGGUAGUUACAUAAACGACUUUUUGCAACGUUUAAGUUUUUUACAGAAAUGGUACGACGAAGGUCCUCCUAUGGCUUUCUGGCUGUCAGGAUUUUAUUUUACUCAAGCAUUUUUAACCGGCAGUAGACAGAAUUACGCGAGAAAAUAUAGUAUACCAAUUGAUCAUUUGGUUUAUGACUUUAUUAUUCUCAAAGAAACUGUUUUUAAUCAACCACCUGAGAAUGGAAUUUAUAUUUAUGGAUUAUUUUUGGAUGGUGCUAGGUUCGAUAAAAACGAAAUGGAUUUGAAGGAAAGCUUACCCAAAGUCCUUUACGAUUACAUGCCUUUUAUGUGGUUGCUACCAACAAAAAAAGAGGAUAUAAAGGAAAGACGAACUUAUACGUGUCCUCUUUACAAAACCAGCGAACGUCGAGGAGUAUUGUCGACUACAGGACAUUCCACAAAUUUUGUUAUAGCUAUGUGGUUACCUACAACAAUGCCACCGGAACAUUGGAUUAUGCGAGGAGUUGCUAUGCUUUGUCAAUUAUCAGAAUAAAAACAUUUUCUUAUCGAUUUUA